Messenger RNA from Vitrella brassicaformis, 1831 nucleotides. The record is from the annotation of a GenBank genome assembly. Lineage: Eukaryota; Vitrellaceae.
AUGAGGGACAGCUGCACACACUGAUUCAAUUGUUCAGUCCACCAUACAUGCACACAAUCGCAUCCACUCUGAAGCCAUCAAGCCAGCCAGCCAGCCAGCCAGCCGACCCAGUGCGUCGCACACGGCUGUCUGCACAAAUAUGUACACAUAUAUGCAAACAGAUAUGGAGAUAGAGAUAGAGGAAGGCACGCCAGGUAGCAGGCAGAUUCCUCAUGCAUGAAAUGGCGGGUCAGUAUCAGCCGCCCAGCCAGCCAUCGCCCCAUGACCACCCAGACAGACCAUCACGCACUGCAGCCAGCCAACCCUUCAUGGAGCCGCACAAGUCAGCCAAGUCAGUCUGUACACCCCACCCCCCCGUCUCUAUGAAUCGACACGAAUGUAUUGAUGAGGACACGCCCGCCCCGGACACGCCACUCAUCAACACACGAAGAAACAAAGAAUUCUGGGAGGCAGAGUAGAGUCGACACGCAUGGACAGGGAGAUAUGGUUGGUAUAUGUAACAAGAAACGAGGGGAGAGAGGCGUACGAGUGAGUGGAUCGACAUGUGAUGUGUGUGUCAUGUCGUCCAGCCCGGCACACCAACCCACAUCACACCAUGGCAAAAGGAGAGAAGAGAGGCAGGUCCAUCCAUGGGUAGGAUGGGCAGGCAGGCAGGUGUCCAUCAUCGGUCAGCUAAGUAGAAGACGACGAGCUCUGAGGUCGACGCCGCCCCGACCACUGCACACAUGAAUGCACGAAAGAAAUAAGAGACAAGACAGUCUCGUUCGUUGUCGUGUGUGGAUUCCUUUGCACGUGCGCACGCACCUGUGAUUGGCUAUCUGUCAUCACUUGAGCGCUGGCAGAGCACACAGCUUGCUGAAUGCCAGGUGGAAGUCGGUGGGCCUCGAGCCGUCACCCUGGGGCUCCUCGGUGCUCCACGCAGCGAUGUACGCCCACGACCGCUCGUCCCCCUCCAUCGGCCGGUUCAUGUGCACGCUGAUGUGCGCCGCACAGCCGUCGCCCUCCUUGUCGCCACAGAGGAUGAGCAGCCGACACGAGGUGUCGUCGCCGAUGACGUAGUCGAUGGUGCGGCAGCCGUUUUUGACGAAGUUGAUCGUGUCCCGCGUCACGGGGUCGCACUGGUCGAUCAUCUUCUGUGUCACCAAGUCGCAGCGAAUCUCCUGCUCGUUCACGGUGACCUUGUCUGCACACACAUACACACACACACACACUGGUUCUGUCAAUCUGUGUAUCAUUUCAUUCUGCGCAGAACGGACCUCGCCGAUAGAGCGGCGGAGGCUCGUUCAUCAUGCUUGCGAUCUGGUCGAACUGCGCCGUCUGCCGCCCCCAGGUCUUGCCAUGCAUCAAGCACGCCCUCUCCGUACUCAUCCUGAGAGCGGGAAACACACAAAGAGCCGAGCCGACUUGCUCAUUCAGUCACUUGAGUGAGUCGCUCGCUGCCCUGCCCACCUCUCUAUGAUCAUCCCGCUGAAGCUACCGUAAUCGACACGCCUGUCUGCAAAGAGAGAGAGAGAUAUAUAUAGAGAGGCAAGAAGGAAGAUGAGCAUGCCCCUCUCAUGGUUGGUUGGUGCUUCACCCUCCCCUCCCCUCCGUCCCUUCCACUGCUUACAUCUGCACGGGGGAUCGUUGGCAUCCACAGGACCCAGCAAACGGACCAGAAGGAUCUUUUGCAAGGGUCGGUACGGGAAUAUCAAGGUCCCGCCCAUCAUAUCAAACCCGUGCGCACCCCCCGGCAAGCCCCCCAGCCGCUCCAACUCCAUCCCUCUGCCCAGUCGAUGCCCAACGAGUGACCACUGCCGGAUGGCGGGCGGGCGGCUGUCGAAGACGACCU